AUGAAAAUUAGUAAUUAUAUAUUUGGUAGAAUUAUCGAUUGUUAUAGUUAUGUUGAUAAAAUAAAAGAACAUUUAGAAUUUAAUAGAAUAAAAAAACACUUUCAAGAUGCUCAUGUUCUUGAUAAAUAUUUGAAUAAUUAUAAAAGUAAAAUAGAAUAUUAUCGCGGGAAAAUAAAGAAAAAUGUACAUUCAAUAUUGAGAAAUAACUAUAUAUGUUUUGAGAAAAAUGUAGAUGAGGAUUUAAUUUUUGUUAAUAGGUAUGUUUAUUAUGAGAUAAAAAAUGAAGACUGUAUUAUGAUAUGUCGAAAAAGGUUGAAAAGGAAUUUUUUUAAAAACAAAACUGAAUAUAUAGGAAAAAAAAAAAAGGACUAUAUAGAAAAUAAAAAUAUAUAUGAUGAUGAUUGUGAUGAUUAUUAUGAUGAUUAUUAUAAUGAUUAUUAUAAUGAUUAUUAUUAUAAUUCAUUAGAAGAAUUAAAAAAGAGAAAAUAUAUAUCUAGAUAUAUAUCAGAAGUAGUUGUUAUAUUUCCUUCAUAUUUUUUUAUUAAACAUUUUAAGAUUUUAAGGGAUUUUAUAUUUUUUUUUAUAAUUCAGAGAAAUAAUAGUCCUUUGAAUUUUUGUUAUAUAUUUAAAGGGACCGUUCGUAUUGAUGAUAGGUAUAUAAAAGAAAAAAUAACUAAAAGUAAUAUUUCUUGUAUUUUGGAAAAUAUUUGUAAUGAACAAUUAGUGUUAACAAAUCAACUGAAUAAAAAAAAAAGAAGAAAUAAAAAAUUAACAAACACAGAAUUGUAUAAUGAUAUACAUUUGAAUGUUGAACAAAAUAAAACUGUUCAUUAUAAUAAUAUGUGUAACUAUGAUAUAUUUAAGAAAUAUUUUAUAAAUAAGAGAAAUAAUAAUAUAUUUGGAUCCUCUAACUUUAUACUUCCUAUUAUUAAUAAGUGUAUUUUCCUCAAGGGAGGAAUAUCCAAUGUCGAAUUUUUGAAUUUUUCAAAAAAAGAUAUAUUUUUUUUUACAACACAUAUAGAUAAAAAAUAUAGAUGUAACCAAUUAUUUUUGAACGGGCCCAAGUGUUUUAAAAUAUUAAUAUAUGAAGAAAAAGAAGAAGAAUAUUUUUUAAAUCUAUACAAAAGUAAAGAUAACAAGAAAACUUUCCUUUUGAGUGGUAGUCAUUUGAACAAUAAAUUAUUUUUAUUGAAUCUCCAAAAGAUAUGCUCCAAAAAAAAAAAUAUAAUAAAAAAUAAUUAUAUAAUAAAACAAAGAAAACAUCUUAUAAUUGAUAUGGUUAAAUUAAUUUCAUGUCGUUUAAGAGGAAAAUGUUUUUUAGAAAAUUUUUAUGGAUAUAUUGUUAUAAUAUGUCAAGGAGAAAGAAAUCAUGUAGACAUAUUUUCUGUAUCUACUAAGGAUAUUAAUUAUUUCAUAAAUAAAAUGAGCAGGAAAAAAUAUAAUAAUGCUAAAUAUGUGAAUAAUAAAAAAUGUUUAAAAAAUCAAAAAAAAAAAAAUCACAUUGGUUUGGAGAAAUAUGGUAAUAAUAUAUGUGGUAAUAAUAUAUAUGGUAAUAAUAUAUAUGGUAAUAAUACACAUAGUAAUAAUAUAUAUGGUAAUACUACCCAUAGGAAUAAUAGCCAUAGGAAUAAUAACCAUAGGAAUAAUAUACAUAGUAAUAAUACCCAUAGGAAUAAUAUAUAUAAUAAUUAUUAUUAUUAUAUAUUCCAUUGUGAUCAUACAAAAUAUAGGAUAAAGAUAAGAAAAAUCGAAAUUCCUAUAGAUUCAAAAAUAAAAAAAGUGGCUACUUUAAAAAAUUGUAACCUUCAAGAUUUUGAUAUAAGUAAAUAUGGUUUAGUUCUGUAUUUAUAUAAAUAUUUUUUAACACCUUUUAUAUGUAUAAUUGAUUUAAAAAAUAUAUAUAUCAAGAGAUGUAAGAAAAGAGCGGAUGCAGUUAUUAAUAAUAUAGUUCCAUGUACAAAUCAUAACCAAUUUUAUAAAUCUAAUGAUUUAACAAAGAUUAUGAAGAUUGUUUAUCUUCCUAUAAAGAAAGGUAGUAUAUCAUGUGGUAUAAAUAAUAAUUUUUAUAGUCCGUUUAUUUCUUUUGAUAUAUGUAAUACUUUUAUAAACAGCAUAAAGUUAAGGUUACAUUUAAAAAAAGGAGUCUUGUGUUUAUUAAAAAAUAUAAAUAAUAUUGAAUAUAACCAUUUUGUUUGUUCUUCUUCGUGUGGUUUAUUUGAAAGUACUUAUUUUAAGUAUGAUAAGGAAUUACAAAAAAUUUUUGAACUUCAUAAGAACUUUUGUAUUAAAGAUGUUUUUUUAAAAACAAAGGAUAAUAAAAAAAUUGCUAUUACUUUAGUAUAUAAGAGUAAGGAUAAUCAUCAUAUAUGUUAUGGUGAUCGUAAUAAUAUCACGAGUAGGAGUAUGAGUCGAAUGGAUAAUAUUAAUGAUUGUAUAAAGCGUAUAUUUGAUAAUAGUGAUGGUAAUUAUGAGAAGGGAAAUAAGAAUAAAAAAAAUAGGGAAAUUACUAAUUUUUUUUACUAUAUAAAAAAUGAAGAAAAAAAAAUAAAUAUAGAGAAUAAUAAAACGCGUUAUGUUAACAACAAAACAUGUUGUGGUAAUCAUAAUAUAUAUUGUGAUAAUAACAAAACAUGUGAUAAUAACAAAACGUGUGAUAAUAACAAAACGUGUGAUAAUCAUAAUUUAUGCUGUGACAAUAAUUUUGUAGAUGAUUCAUAUUAUGAUAAAUGUAGUAAUAAUAUAUUCAAUGAUCUUCCACUAAUUUUUGAUUAUAAUUUAUUAUCAGAAAUGAAUAUGGAGAGCUAUGAAAAUUUUAAUUUUGUAUUAAACGAAAAGAAUAAUUCGUUAGUUCCUCAUUUUAUUUAUCCUAGUAAUACUAUUAUUCACGUAUACCCUUUUUAUAAUGAAAUGAAUUUAUGCACAUACAACGAUGAAUAUUAUUUUUAUCUUUUAAACAACUUUGUAAUAUCUUAUUUUCAUCUUAGAGGUUCAGGAGGGUUAUUGUGUCAUAAGGAUGAAGAAGUUGUGAGAAAAAAAUAUAUGGACAAAAGUAAGGAAAAGAUAAAAAUUCUUGAUGAUUUUAUACAAUGUAUUAAUUUUCUUAAAUAUAAAAAUAUAAGUAAUACUGAAAAGAUUUCUUUAUAUUUAUAUUCAAAUUGUGGAAUGAUAGGAGGAUAUAUAUUAAAUUGUAUAUUUAAAAUUGUAAAAAAUAUUAUAUUUGUUAAUCCUUUAUUAGAUAUUUUCAAUAACUUAACCGAUUCUAACAAUCCACAUGUACCUUCAGAAUAUUUAGAAUUUGGAUCGAUCAAUAUAAAUGAUUAUAAUAUAAAAAAGAAUAUACAUAUAUCUUUAAAUAAGAAGAAUACUAAUCAAAUUCAUUUUGUUUAUAAAAAACAUCGUAGGGGAUAUUACAACAAUGAUUUUAAAAGGAAAACAAAAUAUAUUAAAGGUCGAUAUUUAAAAGGAACACACAAAAUUGUUAAAAAUAAUAAUAAUAAAAAAAAAAAAGAAAGAAAUACAUACAGUAUGCCUUAUUACUUAUAUACAUUGUGUCCAUAUUAUAAUAUAUCCCCAAAUUAUAAAGAAUAUUUUUGUAAUAAUAGUAACGUUAUAUCAAAGGAAGUGCUUUCUUUAAACAAGGAUAAUAAUAAUAUCUUUUUCAAGAAUAAUAUUCUUUUAUAUCUAAACAAAUAUGAUAUUAUAUGUUCUAAUUAUAAUUCUAUAAAAUAUUUUACAAAAUAUAUACAUCAUAGAAAUCUCACAAUAAAUUAUUUUUAUUAUUAUGAUGAUCAAAAUAAUGGUCAUAAUAUACUAGAUCAAUCACAUAAGCAACAUAACAAUAAAUUGAACUUUAUAAACUUCAAAAAUAAUAAUGAACAAAAUGAAAAUGCAAACUUUUAUAUUUCUUUUUCGGAUAAGGGUGGGCAUAGUGGAUAUGACUCUUCAUCUGGUUAUUUAAAUAAUAUGUUGGAUAAAAUAUUUUUACAUUUUUUUAUAAAUUAA
Messenger RNA from Plasmodium reichenowi, 4002 nucleotides. RefSeq lists its product as hypothetical. NCBI's taxonomy places the organism in Eukaryota, Apicomplexa, Aconoidasida, Haemosporida, Plasmodiidae. The transcript has a single exon. The record is from RefSeq and is a predicted model, not a curated record. The coding region runs from base 1 to 4002 and encodes 1333 amino acids.